Messenger RNA from Erythranthe guttata (spotted monkey flower), 1821 nucleotides. The record is from RefSeq and is a predicted model, not a curated record. Lineage: Eukaryota; Viridiplantae; Streptophyta; Magnoliopsida; Lamiales; Phrymaceae.
UCUUCUAUAAUGAAAAUCAUCUGAGAAAAGCUACGGAAGUAGUACCGAAAACCUAGCCACCUUUUGCAUCCGCCACUCCCCAUGGCCGCUUCCACCGCCGUCACUUCCUCCGCCUUCCAGACGUCGUCCUCCGCCACCCGCCUCGCCCAUCCGCCGCCGUAUUCCAAGUCCUUCUUCAACCUCCCCACCAAAACCCUCCCAAAACCCCUCCACAUCACCCCCUCCAAAAAAAACCCAAUCUCCGAUGUCAUCUCAACCUACAAAAAAUCAGAAACCCUAGGUUCAGAUUCCCCCUUCCAAUCCAACGACGAUGAUAAACCUAGAGAGGAGUGCGGCGUCGUCGGAAUCUACAAGGACCCCGAAGCCUCCCGCCUCUGCUACCUCGCCCUCCACGCGCUCCAGCACCGCGGCCAGGAAGGCGCCGGCAUCGUCACGGUUCACGACGGCGUCCUCCACUCCGUCACCGGCGUCGGCCUCGUCUCCGAGGUCUUCAACGAAUCCAAACUCGACAAACUCCCCGGCGACACCUCCAUCGGCCACGUCAGAUACUCCACCGCUGGAUCCUCCAUGCUGAAAAACGUCCAGCCCUUCGUCGCCGGCUACAAAUUCGGCUCCGUCGGCGUCGCCCACAACGGCAACCUCGUCAAUUACCAGUCACUCCGCGCCGAUCUGGAAGAGAACGGCUCCAUCUUCAACACCACCUCCGACACCGAGGUCGUCCUCCACCUCAUCGCCAUAUCCAAACAACGCCCAUUCUUCCUCAGAAUAGUCGAAGCCUGCGAAAAACUCGAGGGCGCCUAUUCAAUGGUGUUCCUAACCGAAGACAAACUCGUCGCAGUUCGCGAUCCCUUCGGAUUCCGUCCGUUGGUAAUGGGCCGGAGAGCCAAUGGCGCCAUUGUUUUCGCCUCCGAAACCUGCGCUUUGGAUCUAAUCGAAGCCACAUACGAAAGAGAAGUCCUCCCCGGAGAAAUCAUCGUAGUCGAUAAAGAAGGCGUCCAAUCCUUCUGCCUAAUGCCUCACCCCGAACCCAAAUCCUGCAUUUUCGAACACAUUUACUUCGCCCUCCCGAAUUCAAUAGUCUUCGGCCGAUCCGUAUACCAAUCAAGGCACAAAUUCGGCGAAAUCCUCGCCACAGAAUCUCCGGUGGACUGCGACGUAGUAAUCGCAGUACCAGACUCCGGGGUAGUGGCGGCAAUAGGCUACGCCGCCAAGGCGGGGGUUCCAUUCCAACAAGGGUUGAUUAGGUCACACUACGUCGGGCGAACAUUCAUCGAACCAUCGCAAAAGAUUCGCGAUUUCGGGGUGAAGCUGAAACUAGCUCCGGUUCGGGCAGUGUUGGAGGGGAAACGGGUGGUGGUGGUGGACGACUCCAUCGUACGCGGGACCACCUCUUCGAAGAUUGUGAGACUGUUAAAGGAAGCAGGGGCGAAGGAGGUGCAUAUGAGGAUAGCAAGCCCUCCGAUCGUGGCUUCAUGUUAUUACGGAGUGGAUACGCCGAGUGCGGGGGAGUUGAUAUCGAAUAGGAUGAGUGUGGAGGAGAUAAGGGAGUUUAUCGGAUCGGAUUCGCUUGCGUUUUUGCCGAUCGAGAGGCUGAAGGGGGAGUUGGGGAUGGAGGAAUCGAAAGGGUUUUGUUACGCUUGUUUUACGGGGGAUUAUCCGGUGGAGCCGUUAGGGAAGGUUAAGAGGAUUGGGGAUUUUGUUGAUGAUGGGUUGAGUGGGAGUAUGGGGAGUAUUGAUGGUGGUUGGCUUGCUGGUAUUAAGAAGAAGGUGAAUUUGAAAGAAGAGGUUUCUUUUUAGUUCAUAGGGUUCUUUUUUUUUUUU